AUGACUAUGGAGCAGCAGCUCGAUGCAGGCAUACGAUACUUCGACCUCCGUUGCGGCAUUGUAGAUGAUAUUGCAGAAAUGGUUCAUGGAGCGGCUUUGCUGGGCCUGAAAUUGCCCGAGGUGAUGAACACCAUCUACAAAUGGCUAGACGCACAUCCCACGGAGGCCAUCAUCGUACAAAUUAAGGAAGACCGAGAAUCGGAAAGGUCCACUGUGCACUUCGCGCAAGCUAUCUUCGCCUGUGUUUCGACCAGAUCCGAGCGCUGGCGCACCGCGAACACCACUCCAACAUUGGGCGAACUUCGAGGCAAGAUACAGCUCUUUCGGAGGUAUCGUGGACCAAAUCUCUGGGCAUACGGUAUUGAUGUGACGCAGUGGCAGGACAAUCCAAGUGUUCCAUUCACCAUCACCACGCAGAACAUGGUCCAGCUAACCAUACAAGAUCACUACAGUUUCUCCGAUCCUCAGUCUUUGCCCGCUUUGGUAGCUAUCAAAGGUGGAGACGUUUCAGGACUACUCGAGCGUGCGUCGAAAGAUCUGGACCCAGGGCACUGGUACAUCAAUUUCACGAGCGCUUAUGAGUUCAACUUUUACUACCAGCUUACUCCACGUGCCAUUGCCACUGGAGGAUACUAUCAGUUCAGAUGGAUCGAUGGCAUCAAUGUCAGACUACAUAACUGGCUACGAACACGAGUCGGAAGACAGCAUUAUGGUAUAGUCGCAAUGGACUUUCCAGACACAGACCUGGUCUCCGAACUGAUCAGGUCGAACUUCAAGAAGCACAACGAGCCCGUGUGGCUAGUCAUGCUAUGUAUAGUCCUAAGUAUAGCUGCGCUCGCACUGAUGGUCUUGCACCUCGCCGGCUUCAGCAGUGUACAGGAACUCUAUCCAGGCAUAUCGUCUCUGGCAGUGAAAGAGAUUGGUGGCUGA
Fulvia fulva is the source of this 930-nucleotide messenger RNA. RefSeq names its product 1-phosphatidylinositol phosphodiesterase. The record is from RefSeq and is a predicted model, not a curated record. NCBI's taxonomy places the organism in Eukaryota, Fungi, Ascomycota, Dothideomycetes, Mycosphaerellales, Mycosphaerellaceae. Gene Ontology annotation, biological process: lipid metabolic process. The coding region runs from base 1 to 930 and encodes 309 amino acids. The transcript has a single exon. Gene Ontology annotation, molecular function: phosphoric diester hydrolase activity.